This is a messenger RNA of Odontomachus brunneus, 6038 nucleotides long. RefSeq names its product scavenger receptor class B member 1 (gene dsb). The record is from RefSeq and is a predicted model, not a curated record. Bases 1666 to 3393 code for a protein of 575 amino acids. NCBI's taxonomy places the organism in Eukaryota, Metazoa, Arthropoda, Insecta, Hymenoptera, Formicidae. Gene Ontology annotation, cellular component: cytoplasm; membrane. Gene Ontology annotation, molecular function: scavenger receptor activity. The transcript is spliced from 10 exons.
CUCUACCAGCGGCACUACAUCGCGUUAUCUCCUCACUCGCUAUUCGACAGAUCGUGGACCGCGCGCGAACAUCGUCGAAUGGAUCAUUUCGUUUUCCUCUGCCGCCCUGCCUUCUCCAUCAUCGUUUAUUGUCUCUCGUUAUCUUGUCCCUUUCUCCCCAUCUUCGUCUCUCUUUCUCUCUCCUUCUCUCUAUUGCCCUUUCUUGCUCCUCGAUCAGACAAACUCUUUUCUCUUUCUCUCCCCCGUAUACGAACGUAUACGACUCGCGAAUUAAAAAGGAGGCCUGUGGCCGGCGCGCUUGGAAUUAAUCGCGGGAACGUGGCGAGUGAUCUUCGAGCUGUGUCGAUUGCGCCGCUCUUGAAGCUCUUGAAGCUGAGUGGAUCAAUUAUCUCGUUAUCGGGUGAGCUCUUGGUUGAGGAAAAGGAAGUAUGAGGAAUAUAUCUUGUGAUUAUCAACAGAAAGUGAGCCCUUAGAAGGAGGAGGCGGAUUCGGCAGGAUUCUUUCUCGUUUUCAAAUAAAACAUUCCAGACAAUUAGUCCUUCGAUUUUUUACAAUACUCUUGGCAAAGUCAUCGCGAGGGAUGUGGAGGCAGACAGAAACGAGAAGCGAACUGAAAUAGUCGGUCGAUUGAAACGAUCGUAAACUUUGAACGGGAUUUAAAAAGUAUCGCGAUCCUGCGCGAGACCGAAACGUCAAGUUGCACUCGAUAGCAGAUAGAGAAACUCGCUCGGUGUCUCUUUCUCCUCUUUUCCAACUCUCUUUCUCGGAGAGCUUGUUGUGAGUUACAUAAAGACGGAUUUUACUGGACAGUUAAUGAACCCGGUUGUGCGUGUGCCCGUGGAACGUUCAACGGCGACGAGGACGACAACGACAACGACGACGGCUACGACGGUGGUCGGGUUGACAUUACGCAAAAGCCAAGGAUGAAGGACCGGCAGCGGGACGACGAGUGAAAGUGAAGCCGGGGCAACGCGUCUUACCUGGACCAGGUGUGAAAGUGCAGUGCGUAAUACGAACCCGAGGGACGUAGUCGAAACCGCGUUAUCGGCAUCACAACGACGACGGUGGCGGUGGCGACGGUGGUGGCGGCGACAACGAGAAUGGUGAUGAGGCAAUGACGUGACGAUAACGAGGACGAUGAUGACGAGCGCUCGUUAUGAAGACAAUGCCCAGAGCGGUGAUGCCAGAUGAUAACAAUGAUCCCUUAUAGACGCGCGUGUAUCUUGGAUCAACGCAUUCUUGACCGGCAAUCGGAGCGUGGAGCAUUUAAUUAAUUAGGCUCUACCCGCCUAUUAUCUAAUCCGCUUUUAUCCAAGUGAGCUUGUUGACGCUUUCGUUGGUUAAUCGUGCAUCGACCAUUCGAGGACUAUCGACACAACCGGCCUGCCGCGUAGGAUUAUUAUAAGAACUUCUUCGCGCGAGAUACGUGCAUUAGUCGUCGGCAGGAAACGCAUCGAGUUUGGUUUCGUUGUAAUGCAACUGAGGAAGGAGAAACAGAAUCGAGAGCGCCACUAAAGUCGAGGAAAAAGGUAGCCCAUUCGGAGUAAGAACAAGAAAAAAGGAUCUGUCCUGAUCGCGCUGUCAGUUGGGGGUGAUCGUCGAUCCAGCACGAGUUCGAGAUAGCAUCGUUCCUCUUCACCACGUCAACCGCAACCAAAAUCGAAGAUGAGAUUCAUUACGUCCUUAUUAGGGUCCGGAUCCCCGAAGGUGAUGGGCAGGCAAUACAUGAAGGUCGGCAGAAACGCCCUUUUCGGCGUGAAGACUGAUCCCGCCGAGGAUAUAUGCACCGAGAAGGUGCCGAAGCCUCUUUCCCUGCUGAUCUUCAAAAAAGGAAAGCUCAGACACGGUAGAAUAACAGCGAUCUGCCUUGGUCUCCUCGCGCUUGUGAUCGGCAUAGUGCUCAGUAGUAUACCUUGGGUCGAUUACAUCAUCCUGAAACAACUGCGACUGUGGAACGGCUCGAUUUCAUUCCAUUACUGGCAAAAGCCGGGCGUAGUGCGACUUACCAAAGUAUAUAUUUUUAACGUAACCAACACGGAGGGCUUUCUGCAGUUCAAUGAGAAGCCGAAGCUUCAGGAAGUCGGACCGUUCGUUUUUCGAGAGGAUAUGGAAAAAGUGAACAUCGUGUUUCACAAUAACGGAACGAUCAGCUAUCAGCACAAGAAGAUCUUAAACUUUGUGCCCGAAAUGUCGAUAGACAAGAACACCAAAAUUAUAAUACCGAAUAUACCUUUACUAACAGUUUCGGAUCUAACCAAAAAUCUCCCGCGCGUAUUCACGCUCGGAUUGUCAAUGUUCGUAAGCGGCAUGCACAUGAAACCGUUCAUUCCAGUCACCUUUCAUGAAUUCGCCUUCGGUUACGACGAUCCAUUCGUUAGCCUUGGACAUACGUUUCUUCCUGAAAAAAGACGGCCCCUGAACAAAAUGGGCUUUCUACUUGGAAGAAACGGCACACUGAAAGAAGUGCAUACGUUAUUCACUGGAAACACUGAUAUGAAGAAGUUUGGUUAUCUCAAUCGAUUAAACGGGCUCGAUCACUUGCCGUUCUGGUCUGAGGCGCCUUGCAACUCUAUCACAGCUUCGGAGGGCUCCUUCUUCCCGCCGCGGGAUAUCACCGGCGCGGACAUCGUUUACGUCUAUGAUAAGGAUUUAUGCAGAGUGCUGGCAAUGCAAUAUCGUGGCCCGGUGAUGAAAACAGGCAUCCGAGCGGAUUUAUAUACACCAACAGACAAUACUUUCGAUUAUCUGGAUAAAUCCGCGCCUGAGAAUAAGUGCUUUUGUGAGCAUGACUUUGACACUUGCCCACCGCGAGGUUUACAGAGCAUCAGCCCGUGUCAGUACAACGCACCGAUCUACAUCUCUUUCCCACAUUUUUACAAAGCGGAUCCUAAAUUGUUGGACUCUGUUGUUGGACUCAAUCCGGUCGAGGAUCUACAUAAUUCGUACAUAAAGAUUCAGCCGAAACUCGGCGUACCGCUCGAAGCGAAACUUCGCCUUCAGAUGAAUCUGAUGGUGAAACGACAGCCCAACAUCGCGGCAAUCGCAAAUUUUCCCGACAUCAUCUUUCCAAUCAUGUGGCUCGAGGAAGGAAUGGAGGAGCUCCCACCGGUCAUCCGGAGAUUGAUCUUCUUGUCGACUUCGUUCGUCGACAUCGUCGUACCGUGCUUCACGUACGGCUUGAUUUUGGUCGGACUGACGACCAUCGUCGUGGUGUUCGUCAAGGUAUACAACAGCCCGGUGCUGGCGCACGAGGCGAUCGAGCUAGGCAAGAGGACCAUCAGGAGGAGCUCCUCUUUCCUGAUUAAUGGCCAACACCGACUGAUGGCCGGGAGGGAUUCGUACGUCCUGCUGAGCAACGAUAUUGACGAGAACCAAGAUAUCAUAGAGACCUGACGGAUCUGAUUAGGUAAGUACAUGCGUUAGCUUUAUUGUCGUACUCGUAGCGUACGGUAAUUAAUGACGCCUAGUCUUGACUGCGUUGACGAUUCAAUUGAAUUGAACGAUCCGCUGCGAAGAUGCAAUUGUUGUCACUUAUUUGCGCUUAUUUGUUGAGAAUCCGAACAACACGAAGCUGUUGUCUCAGAAAGUUUAAGUGUGAGUAGAAUAUAUAUAUAUAUAUAUAUAUAUAUAUAUAUAUAUAUAUAUAUGUGUGUGUGUGUGUGUGUGUGUGUGUGUGUGUGUGUGUUUAGGAGUCUCAGGUACUCAAACAACUACACUGAGAAAAUUAUAGUUGCUUUCGGCGUCAACUAUACAUUUUGUGAUUUUAACUACAAGAAUAAUGAGAAAAACAAUCUUUUUAAUAACACUUACUAAAUGGUUCUUCUAAUUAUUUUUCUGGUUAAAAUCACAAAAAUGUAUAGUUGAUGCCGAAAGCAACUAUAAUUUUCUCUCAGUGUAAAAGAGUUUCUAAGGUGUUUGAAGUUUAACCCUUUCGCGCUGACUCUUUUCUUAUAUAAAGAAAAAAUAAAUCAAUAAAGUAUUAGCUUGUUUUCACAUAUUACAAAGGUGAUGCAUAUCUUAGAUUAAUAAUUUUUUUUCUAGUUCAUGGGAUAUAUGUGGCUCAUUAAGCACAAAAGGGCCUAAAUAUUUACGAAAGGGUUGAGGUAUCUGCGACACGUGGCACUUAGGAUUUAGGAAAUGUAGGAUCUGAAUAGAUUAGAAUCUAUCAAUUAAUCUGGGUACUAAUUAACGUGUAAUUUACGAUAAGGAUACUUAGAGUUUAAGGAGGGUAGAGGGCUUAAGGAUUUACACGAGAAAUACAGAAGUCGCUCGUCGGGGCUAUUCUCCUAAAAUCUCGUGUAAUUCUAUUUUUUAUACUUGUCAUAUGAAGGACUGCGCGAGUCUUGACUGGUUUAGGAUUUAUCAAGCUCCACGAUUUCACCAAACAUUAGUGAAUUAUAUAGGGAAAGAUUGAAAUUUGUACAUAAAGAUAUGUAAAUCAUGAGAAUAAACCUCGAUUAGGACUUAGGAUUUUCUUGAUUAUCGGCUGAAUUGGGGGCCGAAGGGUCGAAAUAUACGAGUAAAUAAAAAACUUAAGAAAUUAUCAAAGAUGUCGUGCAAGAAUUCACGCACGUGUACGUGCGUAUAAGAUAGAUUGUUUAUCGAACAAAUGGCGUCCGAUCGAUUUCGUUCUAAAGUCGGGUAAGGCUAGGCAUCAUUAAUUGAUUACGACUUUGUUAAAAAUAAUCGGUUAAGUAUUUGCACAGUGUGAUAAGACACGACGUAACUCAACGCGUCCUCUUCGACUGUAUACACCAAAGUCUCUCCGUUAACAGUCCAGAGGACUAUUAAUUAAUCGACUACAGACUAUGCGAAGCCAAAUUAGUGUUUUGUAUUCCUUGCGAUGUGAAGUAUGUAUCUGAAGUAUGGGAAAGAAAAGUCGCCCCUGAUUUCAUGCGAAUUUAAUUGGCCGAAAUCGGCGAAGAGUUUCCAGUCGCGAUAUUUAAAUUCGCCAAAGAACCUGCAAUCUUCCGCAAUGCACGACAAUAGACAACACGAUCGUUAUAAUAUUAUCAUAGCUAUAACAAGACACGAUGCCGUAAGGUGUGUGCAUGCGUGCGUGCGUGCGUGCGAGUUCUCUGUUAUAUUAAUUAUGGAAGAAACGGUGAAAUAGGGUUUUUAUUUUAACGAGGAUUUGUUGAUGCGUCAAUCAAAGGUCUAUCUGAUCGUUUUCGGUAUCAUGAAGGAUCACAUUGAGUAUAUAAUUAUGUGUCUGUGAUUCCGUCCUUAUUUAUAUGUAACGUGGAAUUCCCGUCAGAAUGGAGAAUAACGAGGAGAAGUUUCUAUUGGCAUCGCGAACGAACGAAACUGUCAAGCCCGCGGUGAACAGCGAUGCUUCUUCUCAACUCGUGUCUGGCCAUAAUCUAGUGCAAUAUUAGUGAUCUUAUGUUAAGUAUACUGUGAAGCAUCGUCACCAAUACACAGCGAACACCGUCGAUUAGAAGUGAGUUGAGUUGCACCGAUUGCUCUGUCGCUGCGUGUAAGCGUGGAAAUUUUUGUUUCGAUUAAUGCGAUCGUUCUGUCUCUCCUUAUGGGAACCCGCAGUAAACGAACGAGCACGAAAAGAGCAACUUUAAGGCUUAUAUUAAUAGUCAUUACUUGAAACCUAUCUCGCGUGAGAUACUCAGAUGAGAUAAUUCAGAGUCAAACUUGAGUUUUUUACUUGAAUCACACGAUAUAUGUCACAUUACAUUUGCAAUCGCGAUUCAGUUAAAGGAUUCGCAUCUAACUUUAAAUUCAAAUCUAAACCUCUCAUCUGAAGUAAGCCUUUGAAGUAACGGCUAUUAAUACAGGCCUAACAGGUCAUACGACUCAACGCUAAUCGACGUCGGUGCACAUCGUAAAUUUAAUACAGCUUGACUUGAUUAAUCGAAUGAGUGAUAUAAUCAGUAGGACGCGUAGCGCGGUUACGCAUCAGAUUUAUAGUAAAUUUUAAUCGAUUCCGCAGGUGUGAAAGCAGUAGGAUAAGUUUAUUUUAGCGUGUGUAUGUGUGAACGGAAUUUUGUAAUUGGAAUUUAAUAAAAUAUCUUUAUCCAAGA